UUGCUGUAGAUCUGGCUGCCUUCACCUGUCCUCAGUGCACAUAUAACCCCACAGACAGCACUGAUCUGUAUGGGGAGCUCUGCUUUAUACUGUAUGCAGCAUCCCUGGACCCUGCAUUCACUAUAUCUGGUCUCCCCAGGACCCUGCAUUCACUAUAUCUGGUCUCCCAGGACCCUGCAUUCACUAUAUAUCUGGUCUCCCCCUGGACCCUGCAUUCACUAUAUCUGGUCUCCCCGGACCCUGCAUUCACUAUAUCUGGUCUCCCCGGACCCUGCAUUCACUAUAUCUGGUCUCCCCGGACCCUGCAUUCACUAUAUCUGGUCUCCCAGGACCCUGCAUUCACUAUAUCUGGUCUCCCAGGACCCUGCAUUCACUAUAUCUGGUCUCCCAGGACCCUGCAUUCACUAUAUCCGGUCUCCCGGACCCUGCAUUCACUAUAUCUGGUCUCCC
This is a messenger RNA of Staurois parvus, 450 nucleotides long. The record is from the annotation of a GenBank genome assembly. NCBI's taxonomy places the organism in Eukaryota, Metazoa, Chordata, Amphibia, Anura, Ranidae.